AUGUUACUUCUAAAAGUUCUUUUGAUUUCAAUAUCUACUGUUAACACCUUAUGUUCUAUGUAUUACUUGACAAAUUUUCAUAAUGAUUAUCCAGAUGCACAUGUAAUUCAUGCUAAUUGCGGUGAUACAGUAUCACUUUCUUGUCCUGAAGAAUCAAGUACUGAUCAUGUUUCAUUAUCAUCCACAAUGCCAGCUAUGUGGUUUCGUCUGUAUGAAAAUGCUUAUCCACAACCACUAAUACUUGGUGAUCGUCAAUUAAUUGAUGAUCAACGUUUUAUGCUGCGUACGCUAAAUAAUGAUCGUCAUCUGGAAAUAAUCGGUGCAAGAAUAGAUGAUCAAGGUUAUUAUAUUUGUAAAAGAGGAAAUACAAUUCGAUCAAGUUAUAAUUUAACAAUUACAACCAACACAUGUAUUAGUAUAAUACCUAAUAGUUUACAUGUAAACAUCAAUGACCUAAUUCGUCUUGUGUGUCAUAUACGUUCAACAGAUGCAUUUAAUGAACAAAAUAUACGUGUACAAUGGACACGUAAUGAUUAUCCCAUAUUAAAUAUAGCUGAAUGUUUUUCCAAUUAUUCAUCUAUUGAUGGUACUCUGUAUGAAAUAUUAAUCAUUCGAAAAGCACGAAAAACUGAUACUGGAAUAUAUACAUGUCGAUAUGGUCACAUGUUAACUGCAACAUCUCAUGUUGCUAUUUAUCAAUAUCCUGGCGGUAGUAAAUCACGUCGUCUAAUAUCCCAAAUAAGUGGUAAUAGCUCAUCAUUGAAACCAUGUUUUCUAAGAACAGUAGUUACUUUUUUAAUAUUGUAUAUGAAAUUGUUUUUUGUCUUUUUACCGUAA
This is a messenger RNA of Rotaria socialis, 837 nucleotides long. NCBI's taxonomy places the organism in Eukaryota, Metazoa, Rotifera, Eurotatoria, Philodinida, Philodinidae. The record is from the annotation of a GenBank genome assembly.